CACUAUCAAGUCAGGGACUGGCGUAAUGCGGUGCUGCAGUUAUAGCUAGUACUGGACUCAGGCAGUGCCUGGUCACAGCUGCUGUGACACCUUGGUGAAGGAAGGAUGACAAGAAAACGAAAACAUGAUGGAACCACAGUAACCCAUAACACAAGAAUGAAAGGAGGGAAUCAUGUGCAUCAUCAGUUUCUCGUUGGUGUUGCUCAUGGUGGUGUGGGGAAUACCAUCAACAACAACUACUGCAUUAAUUCCGAACUGGACAAUCUAGUCAGUGAUGCAUGGAACCUUAUCAAGAAGGCCGAUUCAAACAAGCAUGUAUCUACACGCGCUGAGAGGUCUGCAUACAUUGUACUUAAACAGUUUGGAUCUGUCUUCAUAAAAGGAAAGUCAGGCUCAGGGAAAUCUACACUUGGUCGAAGGAUUUUAGCAAACGUAUCACAAGAAACAGACCGCUUGCCAAUCGUGCUUUCAUCAUGGAAUGAAUGGAAUCUGAUUCCUAAAGUCAAUCAUGAGAACCACCACGGGGGUGAAAGUACUAAAGAGAAAGAGUAUGUGGUGUUAGUCGAUGAUAUAUUUGGAUCAAGUAAUCUGGUUGAAUCAGAUGUGAAUAAUUGGGUCAAGUUGUUUGACCGACUUUGGCGAAAUGUGGAAUUGGGUCAUGUAUGGCUUGUCAUUACCUCAAGAUCUGAAAUAUGUUCACAGUGUGAUGCCAAGAUCAGCAAGUACAAACUCAUAAAAACUAUUCAGUGCAUAGUUCUAGAUGAAGGAAAAUAUGCUCUCACAUCACAAGAAAAACUUCAAAUGAUAGAAAAGGUAUGUGGAGAAAAAUUCUUUUCUCAUCAUGAACGCUAUGACAUUGUUAGAAUGCCCACUGUCCUUGGUUUUCCCCAGUGUUGUACAUUCUUUGCAUCAAGCAAGAAAGCACAAUCAAAAGGCAUGGAGUUUUUCAAAAGGCCGCAGGAGUUCGUUUUUGAGGAAAUAACGAGAAUGCAGGAAUGUGAUGGAAUUGGUCACCUUGUCCUCCUUCUCACUUUGAUGAAAGAUGGUAACCUCAGCUCAGAUCACCUGAAACUCUCUACCUAUAAACAAGAACUUGAGUCCAUGGUUGACUGUCUUAAAGAAUGUUGCAACAUUUCUACAGUUGUCACAGCGACACACAUUAAAUCAAAGAUAGAGGAUUUCUGUGGAGUGUAUUUAGUCAAAACGGGAAAAGUCUACCAGUUCCAGCAUCAAUCUAUACAUGACGUUGUAUUUAUCAAUAUUUCAAAACGGGAACCUGAAAUUGCUAUACAAAGUUGCCCACCAAAGAUGCUAGUGGAACUGAUGCAUACAAAGCAGAUGAACAAGGAUGACUUGGCCGUUAUCCUAGACAGAGAUAAUUUCCAUAUAUUAGCUGACAAGAUCACAGAUCUUCUUCUGUCCAAAAGCUGCAUUGACAUUCUUGCUCAUCCUUCUUUACGUCAUGAGGAAUUUGUGGAGUUUCUGGUAGAAAGUUGGCGGGAAAAUAUAAAGUUAACUGAAGUUAUACAGAAAAAGCACGAGGUGAAAUGUGUUAGGAGGGACGUUCCCUCCUCUGAAGGAGAUGAUGACUUAGAUUCAAGUUUUGGUUUUCAUCAUAAUUCACUUACUCUCUUCAACUAUACUUCCCUUAUAUCUGAUGUCAUUUUACAGAGGUUGCCGUUACUCCUGAAUGACAUACUCUCUGACGUGUUCCAUCAAGUUGAUGCAGUUGAAUUGCUGGCACCUGCUCUGUAUAUCCAGGAUAACCAGCUAGUGCGAAAGCUUCUAGAAAGGUGUACAACACAUCCGUCUGAUUGCUUCCUAGCACUGUGUGUUUCACCAGCAAUAGAUCAAGAUAUCAAGACACAUCUGACACAGAAUACUACGGAGAUACCUCAGCUGUAUGAUGUACUCCUUGUCACUGUGUUGGUUGGAAAUAUGUACCUAGUGGAACAUAUACUACACCGAAUUAAAGAAGACAAGAAUAUUGUAUCAAUGUGUCAGGAAACACUAAAGCUUUCGUUGCUUCAUAAGGGGUGUAACUGUUCAAGUAAUUUUUCCAAUACUUGUCAAGACUCUACCAUCAUGUGUAACAUCUUACACCUGUUGAUAUCUUUGAUACCUGCCAACUGCCUCCUUCAAGAAAUCACAGAUGGAAAAGGUAAUACACUUCUACAUCUGGCAGUUAAGACAGGAAAUCGCCACUACGCUAACAUGUUUUUAAAUGAACAAAAUGGUCAACAUCUGCCAUUAGAUCCACAGUGCGUACACUGGUUGAAUACAAGUGGAAGUACUCCGCUCCAUCUAGCCGCAGAGAAUGAAAGUAGUGAGACAGUGAAACUACUUUUAGACAAGGGGGCUUGUUUAUCCACACAAAACACAUAUGGUGAUACUCCUCUUCACCAGGCAGCAUCAUGGGGACAUACUGAGACAGUAAAACUACUUCUAGACGAGAAGGCUUAUGUAUCUGAACCAAACAAAGAUGGUGAUACCCCUCUUCACCUAGCAGCGAAGUGGGGACAUAGUGAGACAAUAAAACAACUUGUAGACAAGGAGGCUGACGUAUCUAUACAAAACAAAGAUGGUAAUACUCCUCUACAUCUAGCUCCACCCCGUGGACAUGGUGAGACAGUAAAACUACUUCUGGACCACGGGGCUGGUGUAUGCACACAAAACAAAGAUAAUAAUACACCUCUACACAUGGCAGCAAAGUGGGGACACAGUGAGACAGUAAAGCUACUUCUAGACAAGGCAGCAGAUGUAUCAGCACAAAACAAAGAUGGUAAUACUUUUCUACAUCUAGCAGUAUCGCGGGGACAUAGUGAGACAGUAAAACUACUUCUAGACAAGGAGGCUGAUGUAUCUACACAAAACAAAGAUGGUGAUACUCCUGUACACCUAGCAGCAUCACGGGGACAUAGUGAGACAGUAAAACUACUUCUGGACAAGGAGGCUGAUGUAUGUACACAAAACAAAGAUGGUAAUACUCCUCUACACCUAGCAGCAUCCCGGGGACAUAGUGAGACAGUAAAACUGCGUCUAGACAAGAAGGCUGAUGUGUCUACACAAAAUAAAGAUGGUGCUACUCCAUUACACCUAGUAGCAUCGCAGGGACAUAGUGAGACAGUAAAACUACUUCUAUACAAGGCAGCAGAUGCAUCUACACAAAACAAAGAUUGUAAUACUCCUCUAUGCCCAGCAGUAUCGCGGGGACAUAGUGAGGCAGUGAAACUACUUCUAGACAAGGAGGCUGAUGUAUCUACACCAAACAAAGAUGGUAAUACUUCUCUACACCUAGCUGCAUUGCGGGGACAUAGUGAGGCAGUGAAACUACUUCUAGACAAGGAGGCUGAUGUAUCCACACAAAACAAAGAUGGUAAUACUUCUCUACACCUAGCAGCAUUGCGUGGACAUAGGGAGACAGUAAAACUACUUCUAGACAAGGAGGUUGACGUAUCAGCUCAAAACAAAGAUGGUAAUACUCCUCUACAUCUAGCAGCCCGGUGGGGCCAUAGUGCGACAGUAAAACUACUUCUAGAGAAGGAGGUUGACGUAUCAGCUCAAAACAAAGAAGGUAAUACUCCUCUACACCUAGCAGCACAUUGGGGUCUUAGUGAGACAGUAAAACUACUUCUGGACAAGGAGGCUGAUGUAUCUACACAAAACAAAGAUGGUGAUACUCCUCUACACCUAGCAGCAUCUUGGGGACAUAGUGAGGCAGUAAAACUACUUCUAGACAAGGAGGCUGAUGUAUCUACAAAAAACAAAGAUGGUAAUACUCCUCUACACCGCACAGCUCAUUGGGGUCUUAGUGAGACAGUGAAACUACUUCUAGACAAGGAGGCUGAUGUAUCAGCACAAAACAAAGAUGGUGAUACUCCUCUAAACCUAGCAGCAUCGUGGGGACAUACUAAGACAGUGGAACUACUUCUGGACAAGGAGGCUGAUGUAUCUACACAAAACAAAGAUGGUAAUACUCCUCUACACCCCGCAGCACAUUGGGGUCUUAGUGAGACAGUGAAACUACUUCUAGACAAGGAGGCUGAUGUAUCAGCACAAAACAAAGAUGGUAAUACUCCUCUACACCUAGCAGCAUCGCGGGGACAUACUAAGACAGUGGAACUACUUCUGGACAAGGAGGCUGAUGUAUCUACACAAAACAAAGAUGGUAAUACUCAUCUACACAAAGCAGCACCUUGGGGACUUAGUGAGGCAGUGAAACUACUUCUAGACAAGGAGGCUGAUGUAUCCACACAAAACAAAGAUGGAAAUACUCCUCUACACCUAGCAGCAUCGCGGGGACAUAGUGAGGCAGUAAAACUACUUCUAUAUAAGGAGGCUGAUGUAUCUACACAAAACAAAGAUGGUGAUACUCCUCUACACCUAGCAGCACCUUGGGGACAUAGUGAGGCAGUGAAACUACUUCUAGACAAGGAGGCUGAUGUAUCUACACAAAACAAAGAUGGUAAUACUCCUCUACACCUAGCAGCACAUUGGGGACAUAGUGAGACAGUGAAACUACUUCUAGACACGGAGGCUGAUGUAUCAGCACAAAACAAAGAUGGUAAUACUCCUCUACACCUAGCAGCAUCGCGGGGACAUACUAAGACAGUGGAACUACUUCUGGACAAGGAGGCUGAUGUAUCUACACAAAACAAAGAUGGUAAUACUCAUCUACACAAAGCAGCACCUUGGGGACUUAGUGAGGCAGUGAAACUACUUCUAGACAAGGAGGCUGAUGUAUCUACACAAAACAAAGAUGGUAAUACUCCUCUACACCUAGCAGCACAUUGGGGACAUAGUGAGACAGUGAAACUACUUCUAGACACGGAGGCUGAUGUAUCUACACAAAACAAAGAUGGUGAUACUCCCCUACACCUAGCAGCAUCGCGGGGACAGAGAGAGACAGUAAAACUACUUCUGUUCAAGGCAGCAGAUGUAUCUACACAAAAGAAAGUUUGUAAUACUCCUCUACCCCUAGCAGCACCGUGGGGACAUAGUGCGGCAGUAAAACUACUUCCAGACAAGGAGGCUGAGGUAUCUAUACAAAACAAAGAUGGUAAUACUCCUCUACACCUAGCAGCAUCGCGGGGACAUAGUGAGGCAGUAAAACUACUUCAAUAUAAGGAGGCUGAUGUAUCUACACAAAACAAAGAUGGUGAUACUCCUCUACACAAAGCAGCACCUUGGGGACAUAGUGAGGCAGUGAAACUACUUCUAGACAAGGAGGCUGAUGUAUCUACACAAAACAAAGAUGGUAAUACUCCUCUACACCUAGCAGCACAUUGGGGACAUAGUGAGACAGUGAAACUACUUCUAGACACGGAGGCUGAUGUAUCUACACAAAACAAAGAUGGUGAUACUCCCCUACACCUAGCAGCAUCGCGGGGACAGAGAGAGACAGUAAAACUACUUCUGUUCAAGGCAGCAGAUGUAUCUACACAAAAGAAAGUUUGUAAUACUCCUCUACCCCUAGCAGCACCGUGGGGACAUAGUGAGGCAGUAAAACUACUUCCAGACAAGGAGGCUGAGGUAUCUAUACAAAACAAAGAUGGUAAUACUCCUCUACACCUAGCAGUAUCACGGGGACAUGGUAAGACAGUGAAACUACUUCUGGACAAGGAGGCUGAUGUAUGUACACAAAACAAAGAUGGUGAUACUCCUCUACAUCUAGCAGCCCGGUGGGGACAUAGUGAGACAGCAGAACUACUUCUAGACAAGGAAGUAGAUGUGUCAACUCAAAAUAAAAAUGGUCUUACCCCUUUGCACCUAGCAACAUCGCUGGGACAUAGUGAGACAGUAAAAUUACUUCGAGACAGGGGGGUCGGGGGCAGAUAUACAUACACAAGACAAAGAAAUGAUACUUCUCUACCCCCAUCAGCAUGGUGAGACAGGAAACGGCUCCUAGAGUCACUAAUGACCGAGCUAAAGGAUGAAAUCCCUGUCAGUAUCCUGUUUCCAAGCUGUGUAAAGCAAUGCCUCUUAUCAGUUUGUGG
Molecule: messenger RNA, 5996 nt
Organism: Haliotis rufescens (red abalone)
Lineage: Eukaryota; Metazoa; Mollusca; Gastropoda; Lepetellida; Haliotidae
Product: ankyrin repeat domain-containing protein 17-like
Exons: 5
Coding region: 106-5889 (1927 amino acids)
Molecular function (GO): protein binding
Source: RefSeq, a predicted model, not a curated record